Molecule: messenger RNA, 2654 nt
Organism: Falco peregrinus (peregrine falcon)
Lineage: Eukaryota; Metazoa; Chordata; Aves; Falconiformes; Falconidae
Gene: DOK4
Product: docking protein 4
Exons: 9
Coding region: 261-1247 (328 amino acids)
Biological process (GO): positive regulation of MAPK cascade; cell surface receptor protein tyrosine kinase signaling pathway
Cellular component (GO): cytoplasm
Source: RefSeq, a predicted model, not a curated record
GGCACCGGGGGCGGGGCCUGGAGGGGCGGGGCCGGGGGCGGGCGGGGCCCGCGCAGCUCCAGGGCUCGCAGCGACGCGGAGCCGGACGCCGGGGCCGGCGGCUGCCGCGAGGAGGCGGCCAGGAUGGGGGAUGCCACUAGCACCAAGCUGGGCCAGCAGUGAGGCAGGGGGGGUACGGGGGAAGAGGAUGGAGGGGGGGGGGCGAAUGUGAAGGCAGCCCCCCCCUCCCAAAAUAUUCCGCGCCCCAUCAGGCCAUCACCAUGGCGACAAAUUUUAACGACAUCAUCAAGCAAGGCUAUGUGAGGAUGAAGAGCAAGAAGCUGGGGAUCUACCGGCGGUGCUGGCUGGUCUUCCGGAAAUCCUCCAGCAAAGGGCCCCAGCGCCUGGAGAAGUAUCCAGAUGAGAAGUCGGCAUGCCUGCGUGGGUGCCCCAAGGUGACCGAGAUCAGCAACGUCAAAUGCAUCACGCGGCUGCCCAAGGAGACCAAGAGGCAGGCUGUGGCCAUCGUCUUCACCGAUGACUCGGCCCGAACCUUCACCUGCGAUUCGGAGCUGGAGGCGGAGGAGUGGUACAAGACGCUGUCGGUGGAGUGCCUGGGGGCCCGCCUGAACGACAUCAGCCUGGGGGAGCCCGACCUGCUGGCGCCCGGCGUGCAGUGCGAGCAGACGGACCGGUUCAACGUGUUCCUCCUCCCCUGCCCCAACCUGGACGUUUACGGCGAGUGCAAGCUGCAGAUCACCCACGAAAACAUCUACCUCUGGGACACGCACAACCCCCGGGUGAAGCUGGUCUCCUGGCCCCUUUGCUCCCUGCGUCGCUACGGGCGCGAUGCCACCCGCUUCACAUUUGAGGCCGGACGGAUGUGUGAUGCAGGGGAAGGUCUCUACACCUUCCAGACGCAGGAGGGUGAGCAGAUCUACCAGCGCGUGCACAAUGCCACGUUGGCCAUUGCCGAGCAGCACAAGAGGGUCCUGCUGGAAAUGGAGAAGAAUGUCAGGCUGCUGAACAAGGGCACCGAGCACUUCUCCUACCCCUGCACCCCCACCACCAUGCUGCCCCGCAGCGCCUACUGGCACCACAUCACCGGCUCCCAGAACAUGGCCGAGUCAUCCAGUUAUGCUGGGGAGGCAUACGCGGGCGCCCAGGCUGGCUCGGACACCGACCUCCUCAACAGGUUCAUCUUGCUGAAGCCAAAGUCCUCCAAAUGCGACAAGCCUGAGAGCAGGGAGCCCACAUCGUCCCCGUGAGCUGGCAAUGGGGGACACCGCGGCGGGGGUCCCCUUUUUCUUCCCCAAGGGGUGGUAAGGACGCAGGCAGCCACCCCUCCAAGUCCACAGGGCGACCAAGCUGGGGCACCCGCUGUGCCAGGACCUUGGAGGAGCAGGCGCUGGCUCGUGCCCUGGCCUGGCGCUAGUGGAGGUGACGACUGGCUCAGCCUCGACUGACUUGAAAUAUGUAUUGAAUAGCUGUAUUGUAAGAGAUUUUUUCUUCUCACAUGAAUGCAAACUUCACGGCUGCUGAAGAGCCCUCAGGCAGAGAUGCUCAGAGGUUUUUGACUCUUUGGGAUCCAGCUGGGAGGUGAAGGGGGUGGGGGGCAAGAAAGUCAGUGUGUUUUCUGCAAGGUGGGAAGGCUGGAGCACCACCCAACCGCAGGGAUGGAGCAGCGCUGGGGGAUGCGACCAUGCCAGGCUGAUGGCGCAGGGUCCCAGCAUCCUCCCCUGCCCCGUGAAGAGUGGGGAUGCCCUGCCACCCCUGAGCUGAUUUUUGCACUUCUCAAAGCUAUUUAAACACUCGCUGUAGAAUUGAGAUGUCUCAGGAGAAACUGGUUUUCCUUCCAGGGGGGUCAGCUGGGGUGAGCAGCUGGGCAGAGCCGAGCUCCCCAGCUUUUUGGGGCUGCCUCUACCCCAGCACCCCUCACUCCUCUACCCACAGCUGCUCCCCCCGGCCACACCCCUGGUUUAUCUGCUGAUGGGCAACCUAGGGACCAGUUUUGGCCAGUAGCAUCUGUCCCUGGAGGGACAGCUUUGUGGAUAUAAGAAGUCCCUGGGCAGAGCAGCCCACACUGCUGGGGGAAGAGCCGCGUUUCUCUGCAUUUCCAUUGUCCUCGCUCCCUCCUCACCUGCUGGUGCAGCCGGUUGAAAGCCCUCACCCAGGGAGGAGCUGGGCUUCAUGUGCUGAACUCAAAAGCAAUUGAUUUUUUUCUAGUUCUCCUAUUCAUUGACCUCCUUUAGAAGGGCUAUCUUUUUAUUGCUGUGCAAACAUUGGUGUUUCUUUGGAGUCCUCUUUCGGUCUGGGUUGGGUGGUCAGUGGGGUUUUUUUCUGCCCUUAGAGCUCCAGGUCCAUGCUUUGGGGACAGGGAGUGUUGUGAUGUGGGAACCUGUGUUCUGUAAAUACUGUGUCUUGGGUUGGUGUAGCUUGUGGCUGAGGGGACGAGGGGACAGCAUGCUGCUCCCUGCAGCACAGCAGGGCAUGGAGGGGCUCAUCAGCACCCCAGCACUGCCCAGUAGCACGUCCUCCCCCAGGCGAGAGGUGUAAUUCGCUCUCUUUUCCUGACUACACAACUCAUCUGGAAAAGAUUUAACAUUUAUUACCAAAAAUGUUUGGGUUUUCUUUUUUUUAAGGAGUUGCUCAAUGAAUAAACAACCUUAUCCACC